AUGGCACGCCCCAACUUCCUCAUUAUCGUGGCCGACGACCUCGGCUUCAGCGACACAAGCUGCUUCGGCUCCGAGAUCCAAACACCCAACAUCGACUCACUCGCAAAUGCCUCUGGUGGAAUGCGAUUUACAUCUUUUCACGUCGCAGCUGCGUGCUCGCCAACUCGCGCGAUGCUCAUGACGGGAACUGACCACCAUUUGACGGGCCUUGGGCAGUUAUCGGAGAUGGUCCGUAAUUCACCCGCCCAUCAGGGCGCGCCAGGCCAUGAGGGUUAUUUGACUGAUAAAGUGGUCGCUGUACCUGAGCUACUCGGUGAGGGUGGGUAUCAUACUGUCAUGUCAGGGAAGUGGCAUCUGGGUCUCAAGAAGGAGUAUGGGCCUCACAUGAGGGGAUUUGAGAGAUCUUUUGCUUUGUUGCCUGGAUGUGCUAAUCAUUAUGGUUAUGAGCCACAAUAUGAAAACGUCCUCGAAGAACCACCUCGCUUCUUCGAAACCGCCGUCACGGCCCUUCACUUGCAAGAUUCGGAAUAUAUCAGCAAACUGCCCGAUAAUUUCUACUCCUCCGAUCACUACGCCACAAAAUUGAUCGACUUCCUGUCUGAAAGGGACGAGACUGACAAAUCGAAGCCGUUCUUCGCGUAUCUUCCCUUCUCUGCGCCUCACUGGCCUUUGCAAGCACCCAAGGAGUCCAUGGAUAAAUACCGCGGCCAAUACGACGAGGGCCCGGAAGCAUUGCGACAGCGCCGACUAAAUAGGUUGAAAGACCUAGGUAUGGUUGCGCAAAACGUCGUGCCGCAUGAAGUCGUCACGGUCGAGAAGGAGCCUAUGGAGUGGGAUAAAAUGUCCCCUGGCGAGCGGGCUAAGUCAGCCCGUUCAAUGGAGGCUUUUGCCGGAAUGGUAGAUCGAAUGGAUGAGAACAUUGGCCGCGUUUUGCAGUACUUGAAAGAUACUGGCGACUAUGAUAACACGUUUAUUUGCUUUAUGUCGGAUAAUGGGGCGGAGGGUGCGAGUUAUGAGGCCACACCCCUUGUUGGCGACAGCGUUGUUGAGCAUAUACAGAAGUAUUAUGACAACUCGCUUGAGAAUAUCGGGCGUGCUGAUUCGUUCGUCUGGUAUGGGAGUCGGUGGGCGCAGGCUGCGACAGCUCCAUCAAGGCUAUACAAGAUGUUCUCCACCGAAGGUGGCUGCCGAGUGCCAUUGGUGGUGAAGCCUGUUGCGAAUCAAUCUCCUGGUGGCCGGAUUGUUGAUUCUUUCUGUACUGUGAUGGACUUUGUUCCUACUAUUCUUGAUUAUGCUGGACUGCAGCACCCUGGGAGCACAUACAAGGGAAGAGAAAUUGCUCGGGUCCGCGGUGUCAGCUGGAAGCCAUUCCUGGAUGCUAUGGCAGCUCAGGGAUCGUCGGAAAACCCCGGGGUCCAGGCAAUUCAUGCAGAAGACAAGGUCUUUGGUUGGGAGAUUGCCGGUAGCGGUGCAUUGCGCAAGGGCCGCUACAAGAUCACAUAUGUACCUCUCCCGAGAGGUCCUCAGCGCUGGGAGUUGUUUGACAUCAUUGAAGAUCCGGGUGAGACCAGUGACUUAAGCGAGAAGCUACCCGACGUUUUCAACGAUAUGCUUAGACAUUGGGGUGUCUAUGCUGCGGAGGUUGGGGUUGUUGGCCUUGCUGGUGAAUGGAAGGGCCAACACCCCAUUGAAGGUGUCCGUGAUGAGUUCGAAGAUACCGGUCGCUGGAUCAGAUUCAUCGGAAAGAAGGACAUUCCGGCAGAGGUUAUUGAUAAAAUCCCACACUAG
Messenger RNA from Penicillium atrosanguineum, 1788 nucleotides. RefSeq names its product arylsulfatase. Gene Ontology annotation, molecular function: arylsulfatase activity. The coding region runs from base 1 to 1788 and encodes 595 amino acids. NCBI's taxonomy places the organism in Eukaryota, Fungi, Ascomycota, Eurotiomycetes, Eurotiales, Aspergillaceae. The transcript is spliced from 2 exons. The record is from RefSeq and is a predicted model, not a curated record.